AUGGAGUUUAUGGGAUUUGAACAAGCAAUGAACUAUUUACUUGCUUCUGGGAUGGUUGUCAACACAUUUAUYUCAGAUCGACACACUCAAAUAGCAGCUCACUKUAAAAAMGUUUUGACACAGAUUACUCAUUACUUUGACCUCUGGCACCUCAAAAAAAAGAUCCGAAAGGUUUUGACCAAAAUAWGCAAACUGAAAGGCAACGAGACAUUGAAAGAAUGGAUUGGACCUUGUGAAAACCAUUUAUAUUGGAGCRCCACAACAACUCACUCUGGCGAUGGUCAGUUGAUUUGGGCAAAGUUCCAGUCAUUUCUCAGCCACAUAACAAAYGUACACACUGGAAUACAAAAUGUGCUAUUCAACAAGUGUGCUCAUGAGAAUGACAUUCCACAUAGGAGGUGGUUGGAUAAAGAUGAUGUGGUUUAUGACAAAAUCUUCAAAGCUCUGACAAAAGACAGCCUCAAGAAGGGUAUCAUGCAAGCAUCCCCAAUUGCCCAGACAGAUUGCUUGGAAGGUUUUCAUUCAUGCCUAAACCAAUUUGCACCUAAAAUGAUUGGCUAUUCCUACACGGGAAUGUACUGCAGACACAUCCUUGCAGUUACCCACUUUAAUUUCAACUUGAGAAGGGAUUCCAAGAUAGAUGACAAAGGUGAAGCGAAAGUGACUGUUACCUACCCUAAAUUCAAAAAUGGACAGGCAACUGUAAGGGAGGUGAAGGUUUUGCCAAAUUUUGAUUACGUUGAGGAAUUGUAUCAGAUGUUUCUAUGUAUGGAAAAACAAYAACUAAAAACUGCAGAGGAGCAUCUGAAGGCUACAACRCCUCCACCCAUGAAUACAAUGCUAGAAAAAGAAGAAAAGAAUCUGGCCAUUGCCAAGAAGAGGGCACGUAAUGGAAUGGUUUCAAAUGAUGUYCCAGCUACAGGAACAGGUUAA
Messenger RNA from Exaiptasia diaphana, 933 nucleotides. RefSeq lists its product as uncharacterized. The record is from RefSeq and is a predicted model, not a curated record. The transcript has 5 exons. Lineage: Eukaryota; Metazoa; Cnidaria; Anthozoa; Actiniaria; Aiptasiidae. Bases 1 to 933 code for a protein of 310 amino acids.